AUGGGUGCUUCAGAAAAAUGGGUUAAAGCUUUGAUAGGACUCAGACAACCUGAUAUAGACGACCAUCUAAAGAUAGAAGCUUUGUUUUUUUCCCUCAAGGACAAAAUGAGAGGAAAGAACAAGAAAUGGAGGCUAUGGAGUAGUUCAUCAGGUGAUAAAGGCAAGAAGAGCUUCAAGGGCUUUGAAAGGAUUGGUGAGACUUCAAGCUCUAUAGUUCGAGGCCAGCAGGUCCGGAAGCAGGCUGCCAUUACUCUUAGGUGCAUGCAAGCUUUGGUUCGGGUACAGGCUCGGGUGAGAGCUCGUCGUGUACGUAUGUCUAUAGAGGGACAGGCUGUGCAACAGAUGCUUGAUGAAUGCCACAGCAAGGCUGAUCGCUUGAAACGAGCUGAGGAGGGGUGGUGCGACAGUAGAGGAACACUGGAAGAGGUUAAUACAAAGAUACAGAUGAGGCAAGCAGGAGCUGCUAAGAGAGAGAAGGCAUUUGCAUAUUCUCUUGCUCAAAAGGUAAGAUUGAUGGAACAAUCUCAGACUGACCAUUUGGAAACAACUCCUCUAUCUAAGACCUGCGUAGAUUCUACCAAGGGCAGUCUCUCGAGGUUAUCUGAACAUAGUUCAGUGAAAGUCAGAAAGAACAAUGUCACAAUGCGAAUAUCAGUAAAGCCUCCCCAAGUUGGACAAACUACUCACUCAUCUUCAAGCCCGAGUUCUGUUUUCAGAUAUGAUGAAAGUUCGGCUUCAUCUUCAAUUUUCACAUCUACAACUCCAGUUUCUGGAAACACCAUGUUUGCAUCAGAUAGAACAGAAGAGAGCAAUAAUGUAAGGCCAAGUUAUAUGAACAUGACAGAAGCUACCAAGGCCAAGCAGAGAAAUCCUAGAAUUCAAAGACAGUCCAUGGAUGAGUUUCAGUUUCUCAAGAAUUCGAUAGUUGUCUCAAAUGGGGAUCCAAAAAGCAAUGCCGGUUCUGAUAAUUCUCAAGAAAAUUGA
Fraxinus pennsylvanica is the source of this 984-nucleotide messenger RNA. Lineage: Eukaryota; Viridiplantae; Streptophyta; Magnoliopsida; Lamiales; Oleaceae. The record is from the annotation of a GenBank genome assembly.